CCUCGAGCGCUUCAGAGCGACACGACCGGGAAGCUGGGCUUCGAGGAGUUCAAGUAUUUGUGGGGGAACGUCAAGAAGUGGCAGUGUAUCUACAAACAGUACGACAUGGACCGAUCCGGCACCAUCGGGAGCAGCGAGCUGCCAGGCGCCUUCGAGGCGGCGGGCUUCCGGCUGAACGAGCAGCUCUACCAGAUGAUCGUGCGCAGGUACUCGGACGAGAACGGCCACAUGGACUUCGACAACUUCAUCAGCUGCCUGGUUCGCCUGGACGCCAUGUUCCGUAAGUGGCCUGCGGGUCGGUCCUGGGGAUGGGGGGGAGGGUUCUGGGGUCCUCUGCCCCCCUCUUCCCUCCGUCCGCCCCCACCCCCUGCCUCUAGUGUGAGCUGGGCCCCUCCCAUCUGGGUUUCGCUCCGUGUUUGUAUAGCUCCUGGCACAUGACAGGGGCUCCUCGGU
This is a messenger RNA of Chelonia mydas (Green sea turtle), 453 nucleotides long. Its product is annotated as calpain small subunit 1-like. The annotation marks the transcript as partial. Lineage: Eukaryota; Metazoa; Chordata; Testudines; Cheloniidae. The transcript has 3 exons. Gene Ontology annotation, molecular function: calcium ion binding. The record is from RefSeq and is a predicted model, not a curated record.